Corythoichthys intestinalis (scribbled pipefish) is the source of this 6582-nucleotide messenger RNA. RefSeq names its product period circadian protein homolog 2-like. NCBI's taxonomy places the organism in Eukaryota, Metazoa, Chordata, Actinopteri, Syngnathiformes, Syngnathidae. Gene Ontology annotation, molecular function: transcription corepressor binding; transcription cis-regulatory region binding. The transcript is spliced from 22 exons. Gene Ontology annotation, cellular component: cytoplasm; nucleus. Gene Ontology annotation, biological process: entrainment of circadian clock by photoperiod; negative regulation of transcription by RNA polymerase II; circadian regulation of gene expression. The record is from RefSeq and is a predicted model, not a curated record. The coding region runs from base 391 to 4839 and encodes 1482 amino acids.
GUUUUCUCUGAACAGCUUGUCGAUUGUCAGUCACAACUUCAGAGACCAUCAGAAGCGGCUGAGUUUUAAGUUUUAAAAUAUUAAGCUAAAUGGUUAAAACUGAAACCACGAUCUUUGUAAUGUUGCACACAGGUGCUUAUUGUUACAUAAAGAAUGACGAGUGAUCAGAUUGCCGGAAUUUGGCUUACAUAAAUGAAAAAAUAAAGCUGAGAGCCAAGUGACUAUUUGGAUUUGGCCACAGUGCUCGUUACCUGGAUGGACUGAACUAAUGUAUGCUGAGGUGCUCCUUGGUGAGGGAUUAACUACACUUACACCCAGUGCAAUACUGUGUGUGGUACUGCCAUGAGGAAGACAACCUAGUCUCGAAUUUCCUGUCAUUCGGCCCAUUCCAUGUCUGAAAAUAGUGACCCCCAGCAUUACCUUUAUUCAACCCUGGACGGGCGGGAGCGGUCCCGUGAAAGAGUCGGCCUUCAGGCGCAGGAAGAAGAGGUCACCCCCUGCUCCGCCAUCAGCCAACUUCACCGUAUGGCUAACAGUUACAGUGAAGGUUGUGGCAGGAGGGAUGGGGUUGAAUUGGAACCAGAGCUGGGCUUGGCCUCAGAGGGUAGUGACAGCAGUCACGAGCACCCCGCAUCGCCAGGUUCUCCCCACGAUGAGAGAAAGCGGACUCACUUGCAUGAAGAUGUAGAGAUGGCAGGCUCCAGUGGGAGUGGGACAGAAUCCCACGGCAAUGAAUCACAUGGAAAUGAGUCUCACGGCAAUGAAUCUGUGGGCAGUUCAAAUGGAAAUGGGAAAGAUUCCGCUCUCCUGGAGUCAUCGGGAAGCAACAAGAGCUCAAAUUCUCACAGCCCUUCACCACCAAGCAGCUCCAAUGCCUUCAGUUUGGUGAGCUCUGAACAGGACAACCCAUCUACUAGUGGUUGCAGCAGCGAACAGUCGGCUAAAGCCAAGACACAGAAGGAGCUCUUCAAGACCCUUAAGGAGCUGAAAAAACAUUUACCAAUGGAAAAGAGGAGCAAGGGCAAGUCGACCACUGUCAACACACUCAAAUAUGCUCUGCGGUGUGUGAAGCAGGUGAAAGCCAAUGAGGAGUAUUACCAGAUGCUCAUGAUCAACGACAGCCAACCUCCUGGUUUUGAAGUGUCGUCCUACACAAUUGAGGAAAUCAACAGCAUCACUUCUGAAUACACCCUUAGAAACACUGAUAUAUUUGCUGUGGCCGUCUCACUAAUCACAGGGAAAAUAGUUUACAUCUCAGAUCAGGCUGCAACCAUUUUAAACUGCAAGCGUGAAGUGUUCCAUAAUGCCAAGUUUGUGGAAUUCUUGACACCUCAGGAUGUCAGUGUGUUCUAUAGCUUCACUACACCAUACCGCUUGCCCUCAUGGAGCAUGUGCACCGGAGCAGAGUCGUCUCCCACGGAGUGCAUGCAGGAGAAAUCCUUCUUUUGCCGCAUCAGUGGCGGAAAGGAACACUAUGGGGAUAUGCAGUACUAUCCCUUCCGCAUGACUCCUUACCUAAUGAAAGUUCAAGAUGCGGAAUUGUCUGAGGAGCAAUUCUGCUGCCUCCUACUGGCAGAGAGGGUACACUCUGGUUAUGAAGCACCAAGAAUCCCUCCUGACAAGCGCAUCUUCACCACUACGCACACACCUAACUGCGUUUUUCAGGAUGUGGAUGAAAGGGCUGUUCCACUGUUGGGUUACCUCCCCCAGGACUUGAUAGGGACACCUGUUCUACUCAAUCUGCACCCAAGCGACAGGCCAAUUAUGCUUGCCGUGCACCGCAAGAUUUUGAAGUAUGCUGGUCAGCCAUUCGACCACUCCUCGAUUCGCUUCUGUGCAAGAAAUGGGGAAUACAUUACAAUUGACACCAGCUGGUCCAGCUUUGUAAACCCCUGGAGCCGCAAAGUUUCCUUUGUCAUUGGGAGGCACAAAGUCCGCAUGGGUCCUAUGAAUGAAGAUGUGUUUGCAGCUUUGGCCUUUAAUGAAGGGAAGAUGAUGGACUCCGACAUUCAAGAAAUUAGUGAGCAGAUCCACAGGCUACUCCUACAACCGGUUCACAAUAUGGGAUCCAGUGGUUAUGGUAGCCAUGGCAGCAAUGGCUCCCAUGAACAACAGGUGAGCAAUGGCUCAUCCAGCGAAAGCAACGGGAAUGUGAUGGUGGGGAACACCGCUGAGGAGACGAGUAAAGCCAAGCCCACCAGAACAUUCCAGGAGAUUUGUAAGGGAGUUCACAUGCUGAAGAAUCAGGACUCACAGAUUUGCCUGCGCUCCCCUCCCCCAUCACCUGCCCCAUAUCCAUCCAAACCUGAAAAGAAAAACACAGAUGCAGUGUCUCAGAAGAGUCCAUUGGUACGUCUGAAAGACUCUGCACCAAGAGAUAGUACUGCAGCUAGCAUGGAUGAAUUCACCUUCAAAGACCAAACUGUCUGCUCUUACCAGCAGAUUAGCUGCCUUGACAGUGUUAUCCGUUAUCUGGAGAGUUGUAACAUCCCCAUAACUGUAAAGAGGAAAUACCAGUUUUCUUCAAACACCACCUCUUCCAACUCUGAUGAUGGCAAGAAAUGUACAGAGGACACUGUGCAAGCACCUGGCGGUUCAAACACAGAUUCUUUGUUGCUCGAGGGCCAGCCUGGAUUGUCAAACAUGAAAGUGCUCAAGAAGUCCGAGGCAGCAGUGGUUGGUGCGCCAAUGGGCCCCCUUCCCUUACCGAGCAAGGCAGAAAGUGUUGUGUCAAUCACAUCUCAGUGUAGCUAUAGCAGCACCAUUGUGCAUGUGGGAGACAAGAAACCUCAACCGGAGUCUGAAAUAAUCGAGGAUGUGGCUGAAAGCCCAGCCCCCCCUGCCCCACACGUUAGUCUGGUGUCUCCGGUGAGCCAGGAGAAAGAGGCCUAUAAGCGGCUGGGACUAACCAAACAGGUGCUGGCGGCUCACACGCAGAAGGAAGAGCAGGCCUUUCUCAAUCGCUGCCGAGAACUUUGUAAAGCCAGGACUUUCCAGAAGGACUAUUCCACGCAUUUGCACAGGCAAAAGGGGCCAGUCAAUCCUGGAGAACCAUCGGGAGUACAAGGUGCUGCUAAGCAGGGCACCACCAGGCCAGAGAUUACCGCCAAAAAGGGCAACCGCAAUAGAAAGUCCAAGAAGCCACGCAUGAAGCAUCCUGAUUCGUCAGACAGCGCUGUGUCAAACCGCAAACCCCGCCCCCCUCUCCAGGGUCUCAACCAAACGUCAUGGUCCCCGUCGGAGGCAUCCUUGUCAGCUUUUAAUGUGUCCUACCCGACAAUGGUGCCAGCAUACCAGCUCUACCCACCGGCACCUGCUGCGCCUGCACAGGUCACCCUUCCUGACCCUUCCCUUUCGACAGGUUUUGUAGAAGCCCAGAGCACCCAAGUCCCUCCCACUGCCACUCCUUUUCCCGCACCCAUCGUUACGCCUAUGGUGGCCUUGGUGCUACCAAAUUACCUCUACCCACAAAUGGGACCCCUGGGCCAAAUGGGACCUGCUCAGAGACCAGCGUUUUUCCUAGAGCAGACCCAGACGCAACCUCAGUUUAAUGCCCAGCAGCCCUUUCAACCUGCGCAGCCAGCGUACACCCUCCAAACACAACCUCCGUUCACCAGCCAACAGAUUUUCACUGUGCCUACUGCCUUUCAAUCCCAGCAGCCUUUCCAGGCUCGCCCUACGACCUACCCUGCCCAGCAGCCCUUCACUGCCCAGCCCACUUUUUCAGUCCAGACUCCGUUUGUCACGCAAGCCCCGUAUCCAGCGCAGCCCUUCCCAUAUGGCCUGAACACCCAACCUCCUAAAGCUCCAGGUUUGGAGCCAAGGGAGGGGGCAGCUUCACGCUCCUCAACCCCGGCAUCUGGUGCACGUGAGCGUACCACGUCACCGACACUGUUCGAGUCUCGGUGCAGCUCGCCUCUGCAGCUCAAUCUACUCAGCAUGGAAGAAGGCCAGCGCUCUGUGGAACGCCAGGAUAUUACAGCGGCCUCUGCUGGACCCCAGGUAGCCAGCGCAACACCAUGUUCAGUUACAGCUGGAGAUGCAGGGCAAAAGGCCAAGGCUGAAAAUCUUCAGGUUGAGUCACCAGAAGAAGGCGCACGCAGUGAUGGCCACUCAUCUUCCUGUGACCUCCUGGAUAUCCUCCUCCAAGAGCAGGAGGAUUCUCACUCUGGCACUGGUUCAGCAACAUCUGGCUCCAUGGGCUCCGGAUCAGGAUCGGGGUCUGGCUCAGGAUCAGGCUCUGGUUGCAAUGGAUGCGGCACAUCGGCUAGCGGCGCUUCAGGGAGCAGAACAGGGAGCAGCAACACAAGCAAAUACUUUGGCAGUAUUGAUUCUUUGGAACACGACCCCAAGACUAAAACCAGAGACAAAGCAAGAAGCGAAGGAGACUCUGACGGUGGCCAAUCACAGGCCAAUGUGUCAGGCAAAGGCGAGAGAGAGCAUUUUAUUAAAUAUGUUCUCCAGGAGCCCCUUUGGCUGCUGAUGGCCAACGCAGAUGACAAGGUCAUGAUGACCUAUCAAAUGCCAUGCAGGGACAUUCAGAAGAUUCUGCGGGAAGACAAGGAGCGACUAAGACAGAUGCAGAAGAGCCAGCCCCACUUCUCGUCAGACCAACGCAGGGAACUGCUGGAGGAACACCCGUGGAUGAGAAGAGGGGGUCUACCUGCUGCUAUCAAUGUGAAGGAGUGUCUGUACUGCAAGGAUGCCGCAGAGGACCACAUUGAGGAGAGCCUUCCUGAAAUGGACAUGGGGGAGAUAGAUGAGGAGUUGAACCAAGAGUGUGAAAACGCUCAGAGCCAGUCAGAGGAGCCGCAGCCCAAACUGGACUCUGGCUCAUGAAUGGUCGCCCACCAGCAGGGGGCGCGUAUUUGACCACUUAUGGACACUUUGAGCACAAUCAUGGUGACUACAAGACUAAAGAACCAUGUGCCUGGCCUCCUCAACAAGACUCUUAAACACAGAUGAACUGAAGCUGUGAGUGUUGUGUGGAUGCCGCGAGUGUGUUUUUGUGUCAACUCUGUGAGAACGUGAUGUAAAGUGAUCACACAGAGCCUUUAUUCUGUAUAGUUGUCUCAACACAAUCUCAGAUUUCAUAUAUAAUUUAAUGUACCCCCCCCCCCAACAAUUUUCUGAGAGAUGAUGUGAGCAGUCUAAAAUGUGCAGUUGUUGACACUAUUGUUGCGAGUACAUUUCCUUGGCUUACCUAUACUGUGUUAUCCAUCUUUUCUUCGUAAAGAAUACUGGGCCUAGCGACUUGUCACUUGAAAGAUGCUUGUCUAUUUAUAUAUUUUUAAAUCACUCUUCUUCUUGGACCACAGCAUAGUUCAGCAAACAGAUGAUUUGCGUACCACUCGACUCAUCAGCCUUCAGAAAUGCGCUCUGGCUCGUCUCAGCAGUGACAAUCUGAUAACACAGUACCUGAAUUGAACUUUUUUAUUUAUUUUAUAGUUGAUGUCAACUUGACCAGGGUUUCUAAAGCUACAGCCAAAUCUCUUCAAAUAAAGAUUGUAUAUACAUAUUAAAAUAUGAAAUACUGUUUAUAGUAUAUUUUAAAGUCCUGCACAGGAGCUCACUUUAGUGUGAGAUCGGGAACUGGAGUGUCAAGCCGGCACACGAGAAGUGGGCAGCAUUAUUGAUUAAACCAUUUAAAAAAAAAAAUUUUUGUGCUCACAACGCUGUUAUACAUUUUUAGUCCUUGUGUAGUCUUUGAAUACAAAAUAAUGUAGCUAAUCAGGGACCAUGGAAAAUAAUUAGUUGUAUAAUAUUUCUGUCAAAACAACAACGAAGCAACUCUUUGGUCCGUUUUUGGGGGGUACAAGGGUGGGAUACUUGGUGCAAUGGGACCAGCUCAGGUGCUUUGGCAAACUUUCUGCUUGGGUAAGGCUUCUGAAUGUAUCACAGGCUGGACCUCUUACUGCUAGUUUGUGUGUGUUCUAUUUUCAUCCAUUUUCAGUCAAGCCGAGUCAGCUUCUCUGAUGCCAUUUUAUUUGGAAGAAAAACUCUUACAUGUAAGCGUGGCUGAAGAUGGGGACAGUCCCAUCCUAUGUUACUUGUGUGCAUUCGGUCAUUGUGUGAGAAUUCCAUUGCAUGAUGGGCCUGUUGGACUGACACAAAUUUGCAGACAUACCUUAUAGCCCUGGCACAGUGGAUGGAGAGGAAUGAAACCACGAGCAAUGCGAACCCUCAUACUCAACGUCUCAUUUCUGCCCUAAAGCUCUUAGGUGUUUAAAGCAUUGAGAAUGUGAAUGUGUUUCUUUCGUCAGAAAUGCUGAAAACACAACAUGAAAAAUGUUCUACGCCUUAGUAUUUUCACAAAGAGGGUCGUCAAUAUCUAAUGAAUUCCACCCGGUGAGUUUUUUUUUUUUUUUUUAGUGACAUGAAAGGAAGCAGCCUGACCUGUAAAUCCAUAUACUGUACAUGCUAUUGGCACAUACAACUGUAUGUCCUUUACUAAUGAUUUGUUGCCAUUGUAUGACUCUGGUUAUAUUAAACUAUAGUGCAGUUUUGUGCAUUAUUGUAUGUAGGAAUUUGUGUUUGAAACACUGACAUAUUGUUGUAAUAAAAUUACAGGAACUAUUUAAA